Messenger RNA from Varanus komodoensis (Komodo dragon), 1279 nucleotides. It is a transcript of the gene ANKRD1, whose product is annotated as ankyrin repeat domain 1. The record is from RefSeq and is a predicted model, not a curated record. Gene Ontology annotation, molecular function: RNA polymerase II-specific DNA-binding transcription factor binding. Gene Ontology annotation, cellular component: nucleus. The coding region runs from base 278 to 1231 and encodes 317 amino acids. Lineage: Eukaryota; Metazoa; Chordata; Lepidosauria; Squamata; Varanidae. Gene Ontology annotation, biological process: regulation of transcription by RNA polymerase II. The transcript has 9 exons.
CUCCCCCAGCCCCUUACCCAUUCCUAUCCUUGACAUCAGAUCUGGCUGCUUAACAUGUCUGGAAUGUGAAAGCACCUAUCUCAGAGCUGGCGGGGCUCAGGGUGUGCUUGAAUUCCCAGGUUGGAAGAUUAUCUCACUCAGAAGAAUUUCUUGCAGAGAUAUAUAAGCUAAACUAGAUUGGGCUAUCUCAGUAAAGCUGCCUUGAGUAGUGGGUUGCAUCCUCACUUAAAGGAGUACCACACAGCACUGAUCAUUUUUCAAUAAGCUGACAGCAACAAUGAUGAUGCUAAGAGUAGAAGAGCUGGUGACAGGCAAAAAGGCAGAUGAGACAGGUGAUUUCCUGCCAGAGGACUUCAAAAGUGAAGAGUAUGAAGCUGCUGUGAGGUUGGAGAAACAGGAAGAUCUGAAGACACUCACAGACCCUUUGUUGACACGUCGCAAUCUGACCUAUGAAGAGGAGAAGGCUCUCCAAGCGGAGCUCAAGAAAAAGAAGUUAGAGGAAAGAUCAAAACUUGAAAACUUAGAAGAUCUUGAAAAAAUCAUUCAGCUAAAGAAAAGGAAAAAAAUCAAGAAGGUUAAAGUGCCUGUUUUGAAAGAUCCUGAGCAAGAAGUUGUAACGGAGCCUGUGGAUGUCCCUACAUUUUUAAGGGCUGCCUUGGAGAACAAGAUGCCAAUAAUUGAAAAAUAUUUAGCAGACAAAGGAGAUCCAGAUGCUUGUGAUGAGUAUAGGCGCACAGCCUUGCAUAGAGCAUGCUCAGAAGGACAUCUGGCAGUUGUGGAAAAGUUGGUAGAAGCUGGAGCCCAUCUUGAAUUCCAAGAUAUGCUUGAAUCAACAGCUAUUCAUUGGACAUGUCGUGGGGGCAAUGUGGAAGUCCUGAAAUACCUGCUAAACAAAGGAAUAAACAGAAAUGCUAGAGACAAGUUGCUCAGCAGUCCUUUACAUGUGGCAGUAAGGACAGGACAGUAUGACUGUGGGGAGCACCUCAUUGCCUGUGAAGCAGAUCUCAGUGCCAAAGACAGAGAGGGUGAUACUCCUAUGCAUGACGCAGUGAGGCUGAAUCGCUAUAAAAUGAUUCGACUCUUGAUCCUCUAUGGUGCCGACCUAAAUAUAAAGAAUGCUGAAGGGAAAACUCCAAUGGAUCUUGUGCUCCAAUGGCAAAAUGGCACCAAAGAAAUAUUCAACAGCCUAAAGGAGAACUCAUACAAGAGCACCCCUAUAGACACAUUUUGAAAACUAAACUCAAAACUUCUGCGGACUUACAGCUACUUAGCAAAAAUG